AUGCAAGAAAGAAAUACACAUUAUUGCUCGAACUGUCAAAUCACAAUACCAAAUGAUCAAGAGUACUAGGCUCAUUAUAGGUCUGAUUUUCACAGAUAUAAUAUCAGAAGAAGACUGAUGAAUCUAGAGUCUGUUUCGUUUGAAAUUUUUUAGAAAAAAUUUCUUGAAUCACAAAGUAAUACUUCCUGUUCCUCAAGCCAAGCAUAAACAUAUUCUUGUAAUACUUGCAAGAAAAGCUUUUUCUCCUCAGGUACCUAUUCCCAACACUUGAAUUCAGCCAAACAUAAAUAAGUGUUGAAGGACAAUAGAAAAAAUUCAGAUUCCUUAGAAAAAAAAUAAGUUUAAAAUCUACCUGAGUAAUGCUUAUUCUGUGAUGACACAUUCGAAACAGUGGAUGAAUCUUACAAUCAUAUGAACACUGAUCAUGGAUUUUUCAUUCGUGAAAAAGAAUCUCUAGUUGACAUGAAGGGUUUGAUCUAAUGUUUAAGGAACGUUAUCGAGAAAUAAUUUUAUUGCUUAUCUUGUCCAUCUAUCUUCUCUUCAUCAGAGGCAGCUAAAUAACACAUGCUAGACAAAGGUCAUUGCUUUAUGCCCAAUGAGCACUAUGACGAACUGUGCCAUUUUUAUGAUUUUACAGAAAAAAUUAAGAAAUUGCUACAACUUGAUGAAAUUCCUGAGUUGAAUGAACUAUCAUUCGAAGAAAUUCUUGAAUUAGAUUCCUUAAAAUCAGAUUCAAGGGUUUCUGAAUUUGAAAUCGUAGAAUAAACUCCAGAAUAAUAAGCAAGAAGAGCAUAAUUAAUGCAUUACUUAGAAAUCAUUAAUUAAAAUAAAGCAAAGGUAUUGCCAAAUGGAGAAUUGUAAUUACCAAGUGGAAAAAUUCUUGGACAUAGAUCCUUAAAACAAUUUUAUGAUUAAAGUCAUGUAGUACCGUUACCUUAAAAAAAUAAUCAUUUGCCACUGUAAUACUAAACUUAACAAGCUAUUUAGAGUGCUGAAAAAUGA
Molecule: messenger RNA, 1002 nt
Organism: Paramecium tetraurelia
Lineage: Eukaryota; Ciliophora; Oligohymenophorea; Peniculida; Parameciidae
Exons: 5
Biological process (GO): ribosomal large subunit biogenesis
Cellular component (GO): preribosome, large subunit precursor
Molecular function (GO): nucleic acid binding; zinc ion binding
Source: RefSeq, a predicted model, not a curated record